ACCGUCUCCUCCACCACCACCUCAAGUAUCCUCCAUCCCCUCCCAUUCCUCCUUCUCCAUGUCCCCAUCCUCCCACUUCUCCAUCAUUUGUCACUCUUCAGCUGUCUCCCCCUCUUCGGCUGUCUGCCACUCUUCCUCCGUAUCGCUGCCCACCCCCUAGAAGAGACUCAAGCUCGAGACCAGGAAGAGGAGCUGGGACAGAGCGAGCGAGGGAGCCACGCAGGCCAGCGUGGGGGUGUUCAACAUGGGGCUCACGCCUGGGGGGUGCUCGUGCCGCUGCUGCUCACCAAUGGCUUCAGCGUGGAGGCGCUGUUGGGCCGCACGCGCGGUGAGGCCGAGCAGCUGGCGGCCAAGGUGCGCGUCCCCUUCUCCAGCAGCAGCUGCAUGGGCGGCGUGCCGCUCCACCAGCUCGGGGACCUCAUGCGCAUCUUCAACCCGCCAGAGCUCAGCUGUGGGAUCGCGGUCAAGGCCCUGGGAUCAGCUCCCACUCGAGAGUGGUCCUCCCCUGGCUGCUGUUUGUGCUGCGACUGUUUAGGACCGGUAGAGCGGACUGCUUCUGGUCUCCCACCCAGUAACCCUGCUGUCUCUUUACCCCAUUGUCACCCAACCCAGCAAACUCACCGACACUGUUACCUCAUCCAUCAGACACAAACCCCCAUACUUUCUCAAACAAUGGCAUCUCCAAUCUUAUGUUAAUUCUGUUCCUGCAGUCUUCCACAAUUCAUGAUAUUUGUUUCAUAGGUAUCCACCUGUUACUCGUAGCUUAAACAUUAAUCACAGACAUGCAAAAAUAUCUACAUGCUAGUAACGCCAUUUAGCACAGCACUAUAGUAUAAAAUACAUUAAAAAACAAUACAUGUUUAUAUUGUUGAUUAGUUUGCGUGUUGAAACCAAUCCUGGUCGCAUUACUGCCUCACCUUUCCCAUUACAUUUCCACUAUCGUAGAAAUCUACUUUAAUUUGACCACUGUAUAAAAAUGGCUUAAAAGAGGAUCCUAGUAAUUAUAGACCCAUAUUUUUUUCAACAGUUACUAAAAUACACUGGUUCUUUCGGUAAAGUCACGUAGGUAGAAAAAAAAUAAAAAUAUAUGUCACGACGUUUCGAUCGUAACACAAGCGGUCGUCCUCAGGCGGAAAAAAAUUAUCCAGCAGUGGAACUGCUGAACUUGGCUGAACCAGGUUCAGCAGUUCCGAGGCACACGACCGCUUGUGUUGUUCUGAGGACGACUGCUUGUGUUGCGAUCGACACGUCGUGAUAUAUAUAUUUUUCUUUUUUCUAUCUACGUGACUUUACCGAAAGAACCAAAGAGUAUGGAUUCCUGCAGUCACGCAAGCUUCAAAUCAAGUUACUAAAAUAUUCGAAAAACAUUCAUCCAAAAUAAACUGCUGCCGAAAAGCUCACAAUGUCAUGCACAGCAAAGUCUAGUUUUCAAGAGGAUUACAGCACCACCACAGCUAUGGAUGUUUAAAAUGUUCUCAUCAGUAAACUGGAUAAAAGGUCACUACUGCUGUGCAAUAUUCAUUACCUUUUCAAAAGCCAGUUGAAAAUUAUAUUCCACUCACAAUUCUUGGUCAAUUACGGUUUUCAGAUUCAACAAUAAAAUGAUAUAAGUUACCUCUCAGACCGUUCUUAAAUAAGUACAUAGUGUAAAGGAGUUCCUGAGACGUCCAUUUUAACAAGGGUAAGUCUUUAUUUCCAUGUAGUAAGUACAAACAGUUCCGUUGAACCCAGCCCAGCUGCACUCCGCCUUGGUCGUCUUUCUUCAGUCUUGUCCCAGCCUUGCACCCACAACUGAGUUCAGGCUCCCUCUUUAUAAACCCUCCUUAGGCCCCGCCCCUAAUCAGACCGUGUCCCUCCCACGUGGACAGACCACCUGUUCUUAAUUAACUCAACGUGUGCGUUCCCCUAUAUUUCCCCUUACAGUUUCCCAUCCUUACGC
Molecule: messenger RNA, 1939 nt
Organism: Lethenteron reissneri (Far Eastern brook lamprey)
Lineage: Eukaryota; Metazoa; Chordata; Hyperoartia; Petromyzontiformes; Petromyzontidae
Source: RefSeq, a predicted model, not a curated record